CUGGAGCUACUGGAGCAAAAAUAAUUUAGAAUAAAAUUACCAGAGUAAAAGUAAAACAAUACAGUGUAGAUCAAAUACUCCUAAAAGUGAUUAAAAAAAAGUUACUCAAGUAAAUGUAACUGAGUAAGUGUAACUAGUUACUACCCAAAUGAAAGAUUUCUUCUGAGCUUCAGGUUCUGGAGUUUAUUCCUGUUACAACACGGAGAGAGAAAACGUCUCUGAUUGGCUGGAAAACACCUGAGAAUCAAUCCGACCUGAACCGGAUGUCUGAAGGCGCGAUGGGUUUAGACCCGGAGGUCCGACCGGAACCAGUUCUGGGGAUCGGAUCGGAUCGGUUGUUACAGUGAGACAGAAACCAUCAGGACAGAAGAAGAAGAGUUUAUAAAACUUUAACCCUCCACAGCAGCUGAUGGGAAGCGCUAACUAAAAUGUUAGCAUUGUGCUAAUAGUUCAUUUAGAGGGAUGAACAGUCUAAGUUUCUUUAGGAAGUUGAUGCUAAAACACUUUAGCAACGUGGCAUUUAGCAGAAGCUAAUCCUUAAACACUGAUCCCGCUCUGUGCUAGCAACACAGCCUGCGCUGCGUCUCCUUUCACUCGUGGUUUUACUUUUAUAACCAAAACUUCAUCAUGUCAAAGUUUAUCAAGCUGAAAGAAAAUUAACGCUAUAGAAAAGAAAACUGUAGUUACUAAGUGUGCUAAAUGUUUUCAGGGGACGGAGGAAUGCUAAGUGACACAUUAGCUCCGCUAUUAGCACAGUAAUGGAGGUAUUCCUACUAAUGACAAACAGAACAGAUAUUUUUUAAGAAAGUUUUUCAGAAACUGUCAGAAUGGAUCAGAAUCUAAAAUCUGAGUUUUAAGUUUUUCAGAAUUUUAUCUAAGCAUCAAAAAUAAUGAAAAAAGAGAAAAUAUUAAUGUCGUAACUCAGCAGCUUCCUCAGAUCUGUUUGUUUCUGUUUGUUUGUGUUUGUUUGUGUUUGUUUCUGUUUGUUUGUUUGUUUGUGUUUGUUUGUGUUUGUUUCUGUUGGUCACUGGAUUCAUGUUGCUCUCGGUGUUCCACAGGGAGGAAGUCUUGGUCCUCCAUUUUCCUCUAUCAUUAGAAAAUCAUAUUUAUUUUCACACUCCCGAAAUGUCCAUCAAACAGAAUCUUCUUUUUGGUUCUGAGUGAUUAUUGAUUUAUUGUUUAUAUUUGUUAAAUGAAGACUUCCUGGUUUAUUCUCGCUGUUAUUGAUUCUUUGUGAUCUUUUGGGAACUGAUUUUUUAGUUUUGACCGAACUGAACCUGUUUGGUUGGAUUUUCUUGAUCCAAAGGUCCGAAGUUUCUGGACCUCAAGUAAAAACAAAAUGGCUGCAAAAAAGUGAAUAAAACUAUGAUGGUUGUUGGUGUCAGAAAUAACAGAUUUAAAAACAGGGCGGGGCGGGGCGAGGAGAGAGAGAGAGAGAGAGAGAGAGAGAGAGGGAGAGAGAGAGAGUGAGAGAGAGAGAGAGAGUCCUGCCUCCUCGCGCCUCUUGGCUGCAGCUCGGCCAGUUUUGCGCACUCGGAGUUUUGCGCAUCUGGUCGUCUUCACCAGCAGCAGCAGCAGCUCUUCCUGCUCAGAUGUGACUCGGUCCGACUCGGAGCAGAACUUGUGAUUCCUCUCCUCCUCCAGCUUCCCGCCUCUCCUCUCCUCUCCUCUGCCGCGCUGCGCCGCCGCCGGAUGGAUUGGUCGCUCUGGGUUUGAUCGGGACUCGGUUCGGGACUCGGUUCGGGCUCUCCGCAGCUCCUCUGGAUGUGAACAGCUCCGCGGAGCCCAGUCUGAGUGCGGCUGCUUUCCGGGGAUCUGCUCGCUGUGAUCCUCCUCAGCGCUGCGCCUUUUCCGCUUCUCCUGCGUUUGCGCCAUGACUUCCAGCUAUGCGCACGUAAUGGACCGGCAGGCCGCCAUCUCGAACCGUUUGGAGAGUCCCAUCACGGCGAACCUGGACAACCUGCAGGCCAAGAAGAACUUCUCGGUGAGCCACCUGCUGGACCUGGAGGAGGCCGGGGAGAUGGUGGGAAACCAGGCCGACGAGGGCGUCGGGGAGGCCGGGCGCAGCAUGCUGGAGUCCCCGGGACUGACCAGCGGCAGCGACACCACCCAGCAGGAGAACGAGCAGAUGAACACGGAGGAGAAGAAGAAGCGGAAGCAGCGCCGGAACCGGACCACCUUCAACAGCAGCCAGCUGCAGGCGCUGGAGCGGGUCUUCGAGCGGACGCACUACCCGGACGCCUUCGUCAGGGAGGACCUGGCCCGCCGGGUCAACCUCACCGAGGCCCGCGUCCAGGUCUGGUUCCAGAACAGGAGAGCCAAGUUUCGCAGGAAUGAACGAGCCAUGCUGGCCAGCAAAAACGCCUCUCUGCUCAAGUCUUACUCAGGAGAAGUCACGGCGGUGGAGCAGCCCAUCGUGCCGCGCCCCGCGCCGCGCCCCAACGACUACCUGUCCUGGGGCAGCGCUGCCCCCUACAGCGCCAUGGCGACCUACCCGCCCACCUGCUCCAACACCAACACGUCCCAGGGCAUGAACAUGGCCAACAGCAUCGCCAACCUGCGGCUCAAAGCCAAGGAGUACAGCUUGAACCAGGUUCCCACGGUCAACUGAGCCGCCGCCGCCGCCGGACAGGACAGGAAACGGCCACGCCCCGGGACGAGGGCGGGGCUUCUAACCUGAGGUGACUUUACUUCCUCCUGAGGUUCUCUGAACUCUGACGGACUUCCUGAGCGGAUUUAGCCUCGAGCGUCUGGCUUUGACUGAGACUCGGACCCGGACCGUUUGGAAUCCCCCGUUUUCCUUUUUCUUCUUUUUUAAACGUCGCGGAUAAAAACCAAAAGUGGGACCAACCAGCCAAACACUUUGUCAUUUACUCAAUAUUUUUUUAAAACAUGUUUUUUCUCCAUGUUAUACCACUGAAAAGCCGCUUCAGUGCAUUCUGACCUACAUGUUAUAUAGUCCAGUAUAAAGUUAAUGUAUUUCUGAAGCCGAACCAGUAGAUAAUUUCCUAUGAUAUACUUUAUUUGUAACAGAACCUUGUAUAUGAAUAAAAACAGCAUUUCAAGCAA
Messenger RNA from Gambusia affinis (western mosquitofish), 3069 nucleotides. RefSeq names its product paired related homeobox 1b (gene prrx1b). NCBI's taxonomy places the organism in Eukaryota, Metazoa, Chordata, Actinopteri, Cyprinodontiformes, Poeciliidae. Bases 1874 to 2611 code for a protein of 245 amino acids. Gene Ontology annotation, biological process: regulation of DNA-templated transcription. The record is from RefSeq and is a predicted model, not a curated record. Gene Ontology annotation, molecular function: DNA binding; DNA-binding transcription factor activity, RNA polymerase II-specific. The transcript is spliced from 4 exons.